GGCCAUGGCUGACCAUGGUUGAUGAUUUGGUAUGACUACCCUUGGCUUCCCCUGAUAAUGACCAGAAUUCAUUACAUCACAGAUCUUUGCAUGGGGUACCAUUUUUCAUUAAUAUAUUAUUCUCUGAAGAAAAUUUUCAUAUUCAAUCUUAAAAAGAUCUGACAGUGUGUAUUUACCCUAAAUAAAAAAAUUUAAAUAACUAUGAUGAGGUCAUCUUAGAGCUGUACACAUGUCAAAACAGUAGAUAUAAAUAGAUAUUGAUAUAAAUAUAGAGACAAGGGUACAAGGAAGUUAUAAAGUCAGACAUCUUUAAAUCUUGAAAUGGCGUUUGCAAGUUCAAUACAAAAAGGUCAAAUUCCAGUUGGAUGUCAGUUAUGUGAAGGUGGAAAUAAGAUUCAAUGGAAAUGUAUCACAUGUGACUCGCUCAUGUGUGACAAAUGCAAGGAUGGGGUCCAUCUAAAGAUUGCAAAGGACCAUAAAAUAUUGAACAUAAAUGACAUAGGAAAACAAGAGGUGUCGAAGGACACAAUUAUAUUCAGUGAUGUAAAGUGUGACGAUCAUUCUCAGCAGGCUUGCUGUCUAUACUGUAAUACUUGUAAUAAGUUUAUCUGUCCAAAGUGUAUCACUAAAGUACAUAAUGGACAUGAGUUAAUUGAAGAAGAAGACUAUAAUAAAGGAAAAGUAGAAAUGAAGACAAAACAGAAAAGUGAAAUUAAGUUAGAAAUAUCCAAAGAAUAUACAGCAGAUCUUAUCUCUAUUCACGAUAUAGCCGUAUGUUCUGAUGGUUCUAUGUGGAUGGCAGAUAAUCUCAGAUCAAAGAUAAAACAUGUCAAACUUAGGGAGAAUAGAACUGUAGUAAUAAGAAGUUUAAACACUAAGAUUUACGGAAUAGCACAAACUCAUUCAAAUAACAUUCUUGUUACAACAACAGGUGAGACUAAACUCCAAUUAAUCAACACCAUGACAGGGGAGAUGACAGAUUCCAGGUAUGAUGUAAAACCAUUGAUACCAACCAGUAUCCAUGUCACCAGUGAUCACAGAGUCAUCAUAGGAGCCUGGUCUGGAGGUAAGGCAUUCCCUGUGACAGGAAGACGUGUAGUGGUGGUGAUGGAUCAGGAAGGAAAACAACUAAAGGAAUAUGAACAUGAUAAUCAUAACAAACGUUUAAUGACCUACCCUGCAUGUGUAACCUGUACCAGUAAUGGUAAUAUCUGUGUGGUGGACUGGUUAGAUUAUGAUAGUAAAGGUAGAGUGGUAGUGUUAUCACCAGGGGGAGACAUUCUAGGGACUUACACAGGUCACCCUGAUGUCAACACUAAGGAUGAACCAUUUAUACCUUUAGGAAUACUAACAACACCAUCAGAUAAUAUCGUUGUUACAGAUACAAACAAUCAUUUAUUGCAUAUACUGAGUGACCAAGGACAAAUUAUUACCUACUACAAUCUCCAUGACAUGGGGAUCUUAGGUCCAUACUCCCUUGCUCUGUCUACAUCAGGAACUAUCUAUUUAGGAUGUGUUAGUGCAGAUGGAAGUCCAAACACUGCAAAGAGCAAACUUUAUGAGUUAAACUAUUCUGGAUUCUAAAGACUUCCCUUGCUCUCUCUACAUCAGGAACUAUCUAUAUUGGAUGUGUUAAUGAUAGCAUGAGUUUGAAUAGGCUGGAUUCUAAAGAUUUUCCUUGCUCUGUCUUCAUCAGAAACUAUCUAUAUUGGAUGUGUUAGUGAAGAAGGAACUAAAAAGACCAAACUUUAUGAGUUGAACUUAGUUCUGGAUUCUAAUGAUUUCCCUUGUACGUCUAAAGGAACUAUCCAUAUUUAAUGUGUUAAUGAUAGCAUGAGUUUGAAUAGGCUGGAUUCUAAUGAUUCUAGAAUUUGAUUUAGAAAUUAAUCUAACAAUGGAAUAUUUUGAAACAAUAGUUAGAAUAAUAUAACAAACAUUAUUGGAAGAGUAGUAAAUUAUGUUUUAAACAUAUAUAUUCUAAUUUUACCAAGACAAUACAUUGUAGAUGAUAGACGAUCUAUACAGAUUUCAAUGCCUUCAAUAAUUGUUUUUGUAUUAUCAUUUUUGAAACAUUAAAUUAUAUUUUCAAUGCUAA
Mytilus californianus (California mussel) is the source of this 2095-nucleotide messenger RNA. RefSeq lists its product as uncharacterized. NCBI's taxonomy places the organism in Eukaryota, Metazoa, Mollusca, Bivalvia, Mytilida, Mytilidae. Gene Ontology annotation, molecular function: ubiquitin-protein transferase activity; zinc ion binding. The record is from RefSeq and is a predicted model, not a curated record. The transcript is spliced from 2 exons. Gene Ontology annotation, cellular component: nucleoplasm; chromatin. Bases 322 to 1584 code for a protein of 420 amino acids. Gene Ontology annotation, biological process: positive regulation of DNA-templated transcription.